Molecule: messenger RNA, 6558 nt
Organism: Portunus trituberculatus (swimming crab)
Lineage: Eukaryota; Metazoa; Arthropoda; Malacostraca; Decapoda; Portunidae
Product: zinc finger protein 341-like
Exons: 14
Coding region: 70-2973 (967 amino acids)
Biological process (GO): regulation of transcription by RNA polymerase II
Cellular component (GO): nucleus
Molecular function (GO): DNA-binding transcription factor activity, RNA polymerase II-specific; RNA polymerase II cis-regulatory region sequence-specific DNA binding
Source: RefSeq, a predicted model, not a curated record
GAGAUAAAGGAAAUAAAAUCAUGCUAGUAGCAGUAGUCAGGCAAUCCCCAUCGUCCCGCUAGUAACAUUAUGGAGGAAUUGAUGCAGAAUACGAUAAUCCGUGACGUCACACACCUCCCCGCCAUCAUGUCGCACUCCAUCUUCGACGCUCUGCCAGGCGUGACCCUUGAGGGAUCCAGCAGCAUGACAGUGCAACAGUUCCUAGAGACACCUGACCUCAUUCAGAACACCAUCACCAUUGGAGGGGGACCACCGACCACCACCUCCACCCCACCCAGUCAGCAAUGUUCACAAAUCAACACCAUCAUUAGCGAGGGAGUCACCUUAGAUGAAGAUGACUUGUUCCAGUGUGGCCGCUGCAAGAAGCAGUUUUCUUCACUGGAUUUGUUCAUGGUGCACAAGCGGCACCAAUGCUCAGGGAAAAACAGUGGGCUACGCACCAUACAGGCCAUGCAGGACCCCACCACCAGCACAGCAGAGCAGGCCACCUUCGAGGAGGACAGCACAGCCCUCACCAGCCAGAUACACAUGCAAGUCCAGCCUCAGCAAGUUCCUGUCUCGGGUAGCUACAGUGGCUCGGGUCUGCCUUCCCCCGGCGCCAUCAACCAACACAUCAUCGUCAACGAGGGUGACCUGCUGCCCUUUACCAUUGAAACAACUCAGGUCUUACCACUGCCAGGCGGUCUCCAGACUGCCAGCUUUCUACCUGUAUCAAGUGGAGCCAAAACCCUCACCUCUACGGUGUCUCCACUCCUCACCACCACCGCCAACAUCACCACUCCACUUGAUGUGGGUUCCACCCUGUCCUCACCACAGCCCCUCGGCUCAAUGGUUGGUGGGGUGACGGAUGGCAGCGAAGGUGGUGGGGGAGAAAGUGCAGAAGGAGCUGCCACACACACGGAGUUAACAGGGGAGGAAAAGGACAUAGCUUGUUAUAAUCAUGAAUUCUUCCAUGGUGGUAUGGCCAAGACCAUUUCAAGUAAAAAUGAAUCCACAAAAUUAAAGCCAAAGCACAAGUGUAACUACUGCAACAAGGAGUUCAGCAAGAAUUUUGACCUCCGGCAACACAUACGCUCACACACAGGGGAGAAGCCGUUCCAGUGCAUAGUGUGUGGCAGAGCGUUCACUCAAAAGAGCAACGUCAAGAAGCACAUGGCCACACACAAGGUGUGGCCAUCAGGCUCCCUCAGCGACACCUUGCCCAAGGACCCUAUUAUAAAAAAACUGGUCAUGCCGGCAGAGUCCUUGGAUGGAGACCCUCCAGUGGACCAUGUGGAGGAAGUGGUAAUGAAAGAGGAGGUGCUGGUGGAUGACUCGUACAAAUGCCAGUACUGUGAAGAUUACUCAGUGCAGAGCUAUGUCAAACUGCGGACACACAUGAAGACCCACGCCAACCAGAAGGUUUACAAGUGCAUCCAGAAAAACUGUGAAUUAUCAUUUCCUGACCAGGAUUCUUUUCUGGAGCACAUUCACACACACAAUGAGGACCAAGAUCUCCAGUACCGCUGCCACUUCUGUUCCAAAGUGUUCAACGCCCUGGACAAGCUAAGCCACCACCAGCAUGAGCAGCACUCCACCUACCCACAAGCCAAGAAGACAGUUGGUCCAAGUUAUUUCCGAUGUACAAAAUGCAUGAACAAGUAUGCAAGUGCGGAGGCCCUGGAGCACCACCUGCGCACCUCCUCACAUCACUACCCAUGCAGGCAGUGCGGCAAAGUGUUCACAUCAGAGCGUCUGCUACGCCGCCACCUCCACAGCCAUGGCACAGUCAACCUCUUCCCUUGCAGUGAAUGCUCGAAAGAAUUUAAGUCAGAAUAUUCCUUGAAACUGCAUCAGCUGAUACACACAGGAGAGAAACCCUUCGAGUGUCCGCUUUGCAAGACUGCCUUUAACCGGAGGGAUAAACUGAAGCGCCACAUGUUGAUACACGAAUCCAAGAAAAUUCCAUGUCCCUUUGGCUGCCUUAGGGAAUUCAGCAGACCAGACAAACUGCGUGUCCACAUGAUGACCCACGUUGGCGGGCGAGGGAAGCGGGGCCGAGGGCGAGGCAGAGGCUCUUCUUCAGCGAGUCGAGGCGAGCGAACCAUAAAAGUUGAGGUCAUACCACAAGAGGACGCCAGGUGUUCCUCCUGCGAUCAGGUUAUUGUGGAUGGUGAGGACAUCCAUCAGUGCAUAGUAGUGAAGAGUGAACCCAAUAGGGAGAGUGGUGGUGAGGAUGGGGAGGAGAACAACAUGAUAGGCAGUGCGGGGCGGGCCAGGCCACUGAGGCAGGCAGUGGUGCGCCGCACACGUGAACAGUCCAGCAUGCGGCGAGGCAGCCGAAGGAAACGGGGAGGCCUGACCAACUACAGCAGGCAGCCAGAGCAGCAGGCAGAGAGUCCCCCAGCACAGCAGCAGCAGCAGGAUGAGCAGCAGGAAGAGGGGCAAGAACAUAUAGUGAAAGUGUCAUUGUCACCCUCCCAUGAAGUGGAAGUGCAGGAGCAUCACCUGCUUGAUCUGCCAGUUGGAGAGACUGACAUGGAGGGAGAUACUCAGAAUGUGGAGAUAAUCUACAUCCCUUUCUCUCUGCCCUUGUCACGACCCUUCCAGGCUGAAAUCAUGAGGGCUAUGUCAAACGACGACGAAGCAGCCACCAUCUCUGGCGAGAUGCUGGAGGGUGGCCCCACCAUCACCCUGGACGGCACCACCUCCUCCUUGCUGGUGGGCAAUGGUACCAUGAUGCCCAUGGUCACCCCUGACUCUGUCGACUCUCUGGACACCACCAUCCUGAAGAGUUCCUCAGACCUGCAGGUGAUCUACAGCCCUGCCACGGUCCAGCAGGCGGCAGACACCACCACACACCUGGUGGAUGCCGCCACACUUGCUGCCAACCAUCUGCACCAUGAACAGCUGGGCCAAGAAGCUGCCCUGGAGGAGUCUCAGCUUGCUUCAAACCAUCUCACUCAUCUCAGCAUCAUCUCCAACCAAACUUGAUAUGAUAUGCAAUAGUUAACAUGUGUCUAGGUAAGGAAUUUUUUAUAUGUUCAUAAACUUUGUGUACUCAUGAUGUAAUAAUGGUAAUAAUUUAAUAAUUAAGCUGCCACAGUAUAGGUCAGUGGAACUGGCUGUAGGAUGUGCUGGACAACUUUUUCCUUAUUCUGAGUUAUAUUUCUUUAAUUAUCUAUUGAUAAAUCAUUUUCAUUUCACACAGUUCAUACUUAGAUUUGACUGUGAGUAUUGAUGUGUUCAAUGACCAGUGUUCAGUGAAGUGUGACAGGUGCAGCAUCACUUUUACAAUGUUAGUGGUAGAAUUGAGGAUUUUGUACACAGGUGUAAUGAUGAGACUGGUGUAAUGAUGGUCCAGGGCAAACCACAGCUUGUAGUGGGCUAGCUGUGUACUAAGACAGCACAGACUCCAUUGAACAUUGCUCUCCUGCAUCUGAACUCAAGCUUAUCACAAUCUGGAUGAGUUAAAACUAAUUCAAAUAAUCUAGCCUCAGUUAAUUAAGGGUAAUUUUUCUCUGAAUAGAGGUAACCAAUCUUGGGCACCAAAUCAGCAACUUUUCUUGACCUGUACUGUGUUGUUAGUGUUGUUGUUUCAUUAUGGAAGAGUGUGCAGUAUAUCACAAGGACAAUCGUAUGCCUAUCACAAACACCCGUAUGGAGGCACACAGGUUAGGCUUAUUGUGCAAAUCAGGGAGAAAACUGUUUGCUUUGUGCCUACAGUCUGUACUUAAUAUGCUUGUGCCAUUCAUAUGCAAGCAUUGUGGUUAUCUAAUAAUAUAUAGAAUUUCAUAUUUAUUGUUUUAUGAUAAUUCAAUUGUUUUAAAAUUAUGAAGUGGGUUGAAUGAUUGUUAAUUACCCUAUGUUAUCUUGGAUCAUUCAGAUGCAUACUUGCAAUAAGAAGAAAAAAUUGAUGUAGGUUAAAUUUAGUACAUUGAGGUAUUGAAUAUUGAAUGUUUGUCCAUUGGGUAUGUUGUGUGCUUACAUCCAAAACUUUCCCGGUGUUGUCAAGUCUGUCACUUUGAAUUAAUAUUGAAAUGUGUUGUGCAAUACUUCUGACAAAUAUCUUUAUGUGGCAUCAAUGACUGAAACUAAAUCACACUUCUUUUCCUUCUUUCCUAGAAAAGUAAGUGUUUUUGUCAAUGUGAUUUAUGAUAUUAAUAGAAGAAUAGUUUAGGCUUACCCCCCAUAACCUUGCUACUUGUGAUUCUCACUACCCACCCUCCUCAAUCCAGAUGGUCCAUUGUGCCUCAUGCUCUGACUGGUUACUUCUUUAGUAGUGAAGGACUGUGCGUUAUUCCAGAUAUACAUAGAGCCGUAUACGACCCAACAUCCUGUGCGAAAGACACGGGAUCCUCAUUAACCCAUUCACUUUCAAAAUCACCUUUACAGUGUUUCAUGCAUAAAUUGCAUAAAAUCCAAUCCAUAAUCCAUACAGUUAAUAUUCAAACACUUCUUCCAUAUACUUUGCUACUUCACUUAUUCUAAAUUCUAUCUAUAAAAUCAAUGCAUAAAAAAUUUUACAUGUAAGGACCAACAAGCAUGUUAGCAUGCUGUAAUGACACCAGCAUAAUUUUAUGAGUACAUGUGAGUGAUGAGUGCUUUUCUGACAUUUCUAAAUAUAUCUUCCAUGAGUCGCUGGAGAACUGGUGAGCCACACAAACCAAGUGACUCGUUUAAAUGUGUGCCACACUCAGCCCGUCAGUGUUGGUUAUCACAGGAAGUCUUGUUCCAGUUUCUGUUGGAGGGUGUGGGAACACUGCCAGCAUCUCCAGUCACUAGUACAAACUCUAAUCAAAUUAUGUAGUUCCUUUUGUAUCAUCUUGCUGCAACUAACGACUGUCACUUUGUCUGUACAGAAAAUUUCAAAACCAGAUGAGUUCCUUACAUACAUGUCAUUAUCUUCCUGUUAUAUCUUAACUUUCCUUUGUAUUUAGAUAUAAGUGGACAUAAUUUAGCAACUUAUUUGCUAAUUAAUUCUAAUAUGCUAGUCAUUUAAAACUGUCAUUGAAAAGAUGUUUGUAUGGUAUGAUGUGUGUAUGUGCGUGUGUAUGUAUGCCAUAUAGCAACAUAUAAUCAGCAGCAAUUAUGUUCUGUGAUAAAACUAAUAUACUAUUGAGAGGUGUGUGUGUGUGUGUGUCUGGACAGCCAAAACUGUCAGUUCACAUUGGACUAAACUGACUGGCAAAACUUACAUUCAAAACUGCAAAUUUUCCUACUAACUAAUUUUUAUGGCAAACUUACAUUUUUUUUCUUUUUUACUAUUGAGAAGCUUUUUGCCACGUUCAUGAAAGUGUCAGUGUUUUUAUUUUUGACUUUUCAUGAAGGAGGCAUUAGCUGGAGUGGGUUGGUCUUUGGGCUGCAGUUCUUUAUCUAAUUUCUUUUUUAGGCAUCAAUGCUUUUUGAAGGGUUCAUAUAUGGUACUUGUGUCACAGCCUGAGGUAGAAGAAACCAGCCCUCUAAUGCCUGUUUUAAUUGUGUUAUUCAUCUGAUGUGACUUGUAAUGUGUCCAUGCCUUCCCUGAGAUGCAAGGGUCAUGCAGAGUGGAGGCUGUGAAGUGGAGGCAUUGUCAUUUGUAACUUGUUUAUUGCUCUGCACACAAACUAGGACACAUUUAAGUGUUAAGCCUUUGUCAGUUGACUUAAUGCACUGGUCACUGGACUUAUUACUUGUACAUUGAUUUAUGUGAAGUAUGAUCUUUGAUAUUUACAAUUACAGUAUACAUGUAUAUAUCUCAUAAAUGUACAUUUUAGAUACUGUAAUCUCUCAGGUUUUAGCCACAAUUUUUUAUGUAUUCAUGAUAUAUGAGAAAGGUGUCUGUAACCUUCAGGAAAGCAAUAGUAACUAAAUGUAACCACCUAAAUACUACAAGCGAGCCCAGAUUGCAGUGAAAGUUGCUAAUUUUCCUCAGCAAAGCCAUUAAUGUGGGCAAGAUGGUGAAGUGAAGGAUAGAAUUUUAUUAACUUUACAUACUCAGUUUAAGUUAUUGGGCAAGUGUUUUCUUCACCUCCAUGUGUAGAAUUACAUACUUUUAGGUACUUGAGUAAGAGCAAUUCAAGUUUGUAUUAUUGAUUGGAGGAAAGGGAGGUUCAGUUUGCAGUAUGUCAGAGUAGAUGACAUCAGUGUUGUUAUGACUUGCAAUGUACGUACCUGAAUACUAAACACCACCAUACCCAGCAAUGAAUGAAUGAAAGGGUAGAGUGUGUGGAGGAAAUGUCUCAAAUGUUAAUUUUUCCUACAAUAUGGUUUGGUUUUUACAUGGAUAUGCAUGAAGUUUUGUGGUCUUGGUAACAGUUUGUGCAGAUUUUUAUGUAUUUAUUUUUUUUUUAUUGAUUAUUGUUAUCAUUUAUUUAUUUAUUAUUUUUUUUUUUUACAUUUUAGCCUAUAGCACCUGUAGGCAUACUUGAAGAGUAUAUGUGGGAAGCACUGCUCAGCUUCUGCCCAUUAAUGGCGCAGGAAAUUUUAUUGUUUUACUUUUCAUGUAUGUUUUUGUGACAAAAUAAUGAAGAUGCUGAAGAGGAGCAGCCAGGCAGACUCCUCAUGGUACAAAUAUUUCAUAAUAAACUCCGAAUUUAC